AAUAAACGAGUAGUGAGUAUUGCCACUUUGCUUGACAGUUGACAGCCCGUAAUCCGUAUUAUUAUACUUAACUACCUUUUGCUUGACAUAAAGGGUCCUGAAAAUUUUAAAAACAUUUAAAAUGAAUUCCAUGCUAAGAAGAAGCAUUUACCCAAUUUAUACUAAUACAUUUAAAAUAACAAGUCGGCUUCUUGCGGAUGCUGCUGUAAACGAGAAAAUUGAUAAAAUAGUAAAAAAUAACAAAGUGGUGGUAUUUAUGAAAGGAGUCCCAGAUGCUCCUAGAUGCGGAUUUAGUAAUGCUGUUGUACAAAUCAUGAGGAUGCAUGCUGUUCCGUACGAAAGUCAUGAUGUUUUAUCAGAUGAAAAUCUUAGGCAAGGUAUUAAAGAUUAUUCCAACUGGCCGACAAUUCCCCAAGUAUUUAUUAAUGGAGAAUUUGUUGGAGGGUGUGAUAUAAUGUUGCAAAUGCAUCAAUCAGGAGAAUUAGUUGAAGAAUUGAAAAAAGUUGGAAUCAAAAGUGCAUUACUCACGGCAGAAGAAUCAAAGAAGGAAGGAGCAUAAAUACAGAAAUCAUGUUUAUCAAUUAUGAUCUGAAAUUGAUGCUUGGUACAAUAUAAAUAUGAAGAGACAUUCAGCUCUGAAGAAUGUUAAUAAUUUCACAAAUUUAAUUAAGACAAUGUAAUAUAUCAUUUUUAUAAGCUUCAGGUCUCUUUGCAAUAUCAGUAUAUUUCUUAUAUUGCUAUAAUUUAAAAUGAAUUAAAAUAGUCUUUAAAGACAAAUGUAUGAGAGCACAUAGUUCAGACCUGUAUGUAAACUUUUUAAAUUAGUAAUAGAUUGUAAUAUUAUAAUAGGUUUGGUUGUUGAUAAAUAAAAUAAUUUUUGUUUUAA
Messenger RNA from Zerene cesonia (dogface butterfly), 886 nucleotides. RefSeq lists its product as uncharacterized. NCBI's taxonomy places the organism in Eukaryota, Metazoa, Arthropoda, Insecta, Lepidoptera, Pieridae. The transcript has 3 exons. The coding region runs from base 122 to 559 and encodes 145 amino acids. The record is from RefSeq and is a predicted model, not a curated record.